Messenger RNA from Penicillium roqueforti, 978 nucleotides. RefSeq names its product non-structural maintenance of chromosomes element 1 family protein. The record is from RefSeq and is a predicted model, not a curated record. Gene Ontology annotation, biological process: DNA damage tolerance; double-strand break repair via homologous recombination. Gene Ontology annotation, molecular function: ubiquitin-protein transferase activity. NCBI's taxonomy places the organism in Eukaryota, Fungi, Ascomycota, Eurotiomycetes, Eurotiales, Aspergillaceae. Bases 1 to 978 code for a protein of 325 amino acids. The transcript has 3 exons. Gene Ontology annotation, cellular component: Smc5-Smc6 complex; nucleus.
AUGGCUGGAUAUAAUGACAGCAAUCGUGCCUUUCUCCAAGCGUUCAUGGCACGUUCGUCUAUGACCUUUGAAGAUGCGCAACCCAUCCUAGCUGCGAUAUUAACAGUAUCUGAAGGGCGAACAGUGGAUCCCGAUGAGAUUGAGAAAGACCAAUUCUCCGACUUUAUAGCGGCGGCUAAUACCGCCGUGUCACCCUUCGACCUCGAAAUCAGAAGCUUACUGCCACAAGUAAUCGAACCAGCCCAACAAGAUGCCCCAGCCACACCCCCGAAGCGAGUCUAUGCGCUUGUAAAUACUACGAGUGAUCCUUUGACACAGCUCGCGACCACCUAUUCCCCGGACGAGAUCGCGUUUCUCAAGCGCUUGCUGGACUUCAUGUUUGCGAAAAAUAAUACACGACUGUGUGAAGGCAUGGUAGCUUCACAGAUGCAAGCUGUUUCACUCCAUAAGGCUCCGUCUGGCGAACGGCAAUCCACGAGCAACGACUCGGCGCAGUCGCAAACCGCAGCGGUACAGUCACUGCGUAUGACCCAAGCAGAAACCCUGGUCAUUCACUUGAUUGAAGAGGGCUGGCUGCAGAAGAGCGCGAAGGGAUAUCUUAGCCUCACGCCACGAGCACUGAUGGAGUUGCGGGGCUGGUUGGUCUUAACGUAUAAUGACGAGAGUUUCGAUGGCCGAGCUGUGGAGAGGAUCAAAUUUUGUGCUGCUUGCAAAGACAUUAUCACCGUAGGUCAACGCUGUGAAGACCGUGACUGCAAGGGUCGACUCCAUGACCAUUGCAUGCGCAACUUCUUCCGGAUGCAACAAGCAGAGAAAUGUCCCUUAUGCAAAGCGGACUGGCCUGGCGAUAACUUCGUGGGCGAACGAGCGAUCACGAACCCGAAGCAACGCAACACCGUUCCACAACAGAGGAGGUCUUCGUCUGCUGCGUCUAGUGCCGUUGGCGAAGGUUUGGAUGAUGAGGAGGACGAAGAAUAA